Molecule: messenger RNA, 552 nt
Organism: Gastrolobium bilobum
Lineage: Eukaryota; Viridiplantae; Streptophyta; Magnoliopsida; Fabales; Fabaceae
Exons: 1
Coding region: 1-552 (183 amino acids)
Source: RefSeq, a predicted model, not a curated record
AUGCCCAAGUAUGUCAAAUUCGUGAAAGAUGUUCUCUCCAAAAAGAGAAGAAUAACAGAAUAUGAAACUGUGAAAAUGUCACAAGAAAGCUGUAAAUAUUUGGGCAAGCUUCCACGAAAACUGCAGGAUCCUAGAAGUUUUAUCAUUCCUUGUGUAAUAGGAAACACUUACCAAGGCAAGGCCUUGUGUAACUUGGGGGCUAGCAUCAACCUAAUGCCUUCCUCAGUUUUCAAACAAUUGACCACUGGCCCAGCAAAACCAACAACUGUAACACUACAGAUGGCGGAUAGAUCCAUUGUCAAGCCUGAAGGAAAAGUCGAAGAUCUAUUGGUCAAGGUAGACAAAUUCAUCUUUCCCGCUGAUUUCAUCAUCUUAGACUAUGAAGUUGAUAUUGACGUUCCCAUCAUUUUGAGAAGAUCGUUCCUUGCAACUGGAGGAGCAGUCAUCAAUGUGCAGAAAUGGGAACUCACCAUGAGAGUACAUGAUGAUGAAAUCAAAUUCAAUGUCCUCAACGCAAUAAAGUUCCAUGAUGUAAAAGAAGAUCUGGAAUAA